AUGUCUGAUGGGAAAUGCACUAAACGAUACCCAAGAGACUUACUUGCCGAGACUAUCACUGGCAAUGACGGAUAUCCACUCUAUCGUCGAAGACAAACUGGUGACAAAGAUUGUGGCAAAUCCAUCACUUUGAGAGUACGAAAUAAUGACGUUGAAGUUGAUAAUCGUUGGGUUGUACCGUAUUCGCCUAUACUUUCGAAAAUAUACAAAGCACACAUUAAUGUCGAGUAUUGCAAUUUGGUGAAAUCUAUUAAGUACAUUUGUAAAUAUGUCAACAAAGGAAGCGAUAUGGCAGUAUUUGGAGUGGGAAAUGCAUCCCGAUCUUCUGAUGAAAUCAACCAAUAUCAACUUGGACGGUACGUUAGUAGCAACGAAGCAGUAUGGCGCAUUUUAUCAUUUGCAAUUCAUGAAAGACAUCCAACAGUUGUUCAUUUGGCGGUACAUCUUGAAAAUGGACAGCGCGUGUACUUUACAACCGAAAAUGCCCGAAAAAGAUCAUUGACACCACCGUCAACAACAUUAACUGCAUUUUUCUCAUUUUGCGAUGACGAUAUGUUUGGGAGGACGCUACUUUACUCUGAAGUGCCAUCAUACUUUACAUGA
This is a messenger RNA of Ceutorhynchus assimilis (cabbage seed weevil), 603 nucleotides long. NCBI's taxonomy places the organism in Eukaryota, Metazoa, Arthropoda, Insecta, Coleoptera, Curculionidae. The record is from the annotation of a GenBank genome assembly.